Messenger RNA from Anopheles nili, 1488 nucleotides. It is a transcript of the gene lok, whose product is annotated as ovarian-specific serine/threonine-protein kinase Lok. Gene Ontology annotation, cellular component: nucleus; cytoplasm. Gene Ontology annotation, biological process: mitotic DNA damage checkpoint signaling; protein phosphorylation. Gene Ontology annotation, molecular function: protein binding; ATP binding; protein serine/threonine kinase activity. Lineage: Eukaryota; Metazoa; Arthropoda; Insecta; Diptera; Culicidae. The record is from RefSeq and is a predicted model, not a curated record. Bases 1 to 1488 code for a protein of 495 amino acids. The transcript is spliced from 5 exons.
AUGGAAAACACGGGAACUAUACCCGAUACGCAAACGGGUACCCAAACCCAAUCACAAUAUACGCAGGAGAGCCAACCGAUAGAGAUGCUGCCCAGCUAUGGCCGGCUGCUGGGAAAGCGAGUGGCAAUGCGAAGUCUCGGUACUAAAAUUCCCAUCUUCUACGUCUCUCCUGAUCCGUCUACCAUUUACGAACUCUGCCAUAGUGAGUUUAAAGUUGGCCGAGAUAUAGCAUGCGAUCUCAUACUGGACGAGUCGAAUGUACACGGAUUACAACUGUACCGCGUGUCUAAACUUCAUUUCACAAUCAAGAAGGACCUAGAGGACCUCACGAGCCCAACUUACCUAUAUGAUCACUCCAGAAAUGGAACGUACGUCAACAAGCGCCUAAUAGGCACCAACAAAUGCGCUAUUUUGAAAAACGGCGAUACUAUCGCUCUAGUUGGCGAAACUUUUCGGGCCUUCGUGUACUACGACCUGCGUUACAGGGUUUCGAUGGAAAUAAAGGAGCAAGAGUUGCUCGAUCGGUACCAUAUUGGCCGCAAACUCGGUUCUGGAGCCUGUGGAACGGUGUAUCUGUUGCACGAUUACAUCAACUGUCACCCAUACGCCAUGAAGCAUGUCGCAAAGGACCCACUCAACGAGCGAAGCCGGCCACAGUUCCUGAACGAUCCGCAGCGUGUGAUGAACGAGGUUAACAUUAUGAAAAGUCUCAACCAUCCGUGCGUUAUUAAAAUGCAUGAUAUUGUCGAUAAACCGGAUUCUAUUUACAUGGUGCUGGAGUACAUGAAGGGUGGUGAUUUACUGACGCGUAUUAUCUCUAACAAGUACCUUCCGGAAAAGACGGCCAAGCUAUACUUCCUCCAAAUGUGCCAUGCUGUAAAGUACCUGCACGAGAAAGGAAUCACUCACCGUGACUUAAAACCGGACAACAUUUUGUUAGAGGACGACAACGAGCUCACACUCCUCAAGGUGUCCGACUUCGGGCUGAGUAAGUUCGUCCGCAAAAACUCGGUCAUGCGUACCAUCUGCGGAACACCGCAAUACGUGGCCCCAGAAGUACUGCAAACGGGUGGCCGAGGCGCGUACACACAGAAGGUGGACAUUUGGAGCCUGGGAGUCGUGCUGUUCACGAUGCUUAGCGGCACGCUGCCCUUUUCGGACGAUUACGGUUCGCCGGCAGUUGAGCAGAUCAAACGUGGAAGCUUUAAUUGGCGCCAUCCCGUGUGGAGGCAGGUGACACCGGCAGCCAAGAAAAUGCUUUCUGUAAUCCUCCGAUUGAGCCCCAGCGCACGCCCCACAAUCGAUGAGUUGCUUCAAAGCAGCUGGCUGUGUGAUCCGCAAGUUGUGCGCCAAGCGGAACGACUGAUGAAGAUUCCGUUGCGACAGGUGAGACCAACACCCCAGCGCACGACGGUAUCGGAUGUGGAGAACAAUAAUGCCAGCUCGCCGAGUACCAUUGCUCCACCAACGAAACGUCAACGACGAUAG